This is a messenger RNA of Lagenorhynchus albirostris (white-beaked dolphin), 2167 nucleotides long. It is a transcript of the gene FBXL2, whose product is annotated as F-box and leucine rich repeat protein 2. NCBI's taxonomy places the organism in Eukaryota, Metazoa, Chordata, Mammalia, Artiodactyla, Delphinidae. Gene Ontology annotation, molecular function: protein binding. The transcript has 15 exons. Gene Ontology annotation, cellular component: SCF ubiquitin ligase complex. Gene Ontology annotation, biological process: SCF-dependent proteasomal ubiquitin-dependent protein catabolic process. The record is from RefSeq and is a predicted model, not a curated record. Bases 38 to 1309 code for a protein of 423 amino acids.
GACUCUGGGCUGUGGGCGCGCCUGUGGCUCUUCGGCCAUGGUUUUCUCAAAUAAUGAUGAAGGCCUUAUUAACAAAAAGUUACCCAAAGAACUUCUUUUGAGAAUAUUUUCCUUCUUGGAUAUAGUAACUUUGUGCCGAUGUGCACAGAUUUCCAAGGCUUGGAAUAUCUUAGCCCUGGAUGGAAGCAACUGGCAAAGAAUAGACCUUUUUAACUUUCAAACAGAUGUAGAGGGUCGAGUGGUGGAAAACAUCUCAAAGCGAUGCGGUGGAUUCCUGAGGAAGCUCAGCUUGCGAGGUUGCAUUGGCGUUGGAGAUUCCUCCUUGAAGACCUUUGCACAGAACUGCAGAAACAUUGAACAUUUAAACCUCAAUGGGUGCACAAAAAUCACUGACAGCACGUGUUACAGCCUUAGCAGAUUCUGUUCCAAGCUGAAACAUCUGGAUCUGACUUCCUGUGUGUCCAUUACAAACAGCUCCUUAAAGGGGAUCAGUGAGGGCUGUCGGCACCUGGAGUACCUGAACCUGUCAUGGUGUGAUCAGAUCACGAAGGAUGGCAUCGAGGCCCUGGUGCGGGGUUGUCGCGGCCUGAGAGCCCUGCUGCUGAGGGGCUGCACGCAGCUAGAAGACGAAGCUCUGAAGCACAUUCAGAAUUACUGCCAUGAGCUUGUGAGCCUCAACCUACAGUCCUGCUCACGCGUUACGGAUGAAGGCGUGGUGCAGAUUUGCAGGGGCUGCCACCGGCUGCAGGCCCUCUGCCUGUCUGGCUGCGGCAACCUCACGGAUGCCUCCCUCACAGCCCUAGCCUUGAACUGCCCAAGACUUCAGAUCUUGGAGGCUGCCCGAUGUUCCCAUUUGACUGAUGCAGGCUUUACACUUUUAGCUCGGAAUUGUCAUGACCUGGAGAAGAUGGAUCUCGAAGAAUGCAUCUUGAUAACCGACAGCACACUCAUCCAGCUCUCCAUUCACUGUCCUAAACUGCAAGCCCUGAGCCUGUCCCACUGUGAGCUCAUCACGGAUGAUGGGAUCCUGCACCUGAGCAACAGCCCUUGCGGCCACGAGAGGCUGCGGGUGCUGGAACUGGACAACUGCCUCCUCAUCACUGACGUGGCCCUGGAGCACCUGGAGAACUGUCGUGGCCUGGAGCGCCUCGAGCUGUACGACUGCCAGCAGGUCACCCGCGCGGGCAUCAAGCGGAUGCGCGCCCAGCUCCCUCAUGUCAAAGUCCAUGCCUACUUUGCUCCUGUCACCCCGCCGACAGCAGUGGGAGGAAGUGGACAGAGGCUAUGCAGGUGCUGUGUCAUCCUCUGACAGCAGCUGCCCAGCCCAGGGCUUCACGAGGUGUCCCUUCCUCCCGAGGACCCGAGUCUUUCUGACGUAGUCCACCAUCAUCCAAAUCUGUUGAUUCUCCAUUGGGAAAGGCAUUUACAGGUAAAAGACUUCUGCAGGGACUGCAGUAACUCUCGUGAUAGUUUUUACCUUUAUUCUGCUGUGAUGCAAUCAAUUCGAAGCCUUGUGUCAAUUACCACAGGGCAAGAGUGGUCAUAGUGCAGCCAGGACCACGCAGGAGCCCUGGAUCUCUAGAGGUGGGUGCCUCCCUCGGUACAGGACUCCUGCCCUUGGCUUUGUCAGCAUUCCUCGAACAGACCAUUAGUGUUAGCACAAAUUGAGCAGAUAAAUAAGCUGUUGAUUUUCUACCUGAUACUUCAGCCAGUGGCCUACUUUUAUUCACAACGAUUCCAUUUUGAUUAGCAGGACUUUUCCACUUUGAAGAUUAAAUAGCAACUUUAUCAAAGUGACUAUACUGCAAAUUCAUAAUGCCCGACAGUUUUCUAUGUAGCGACUUACGUGGAAGGCAAGUUAAUAGGUUUCCAUGAGACACCAAAGAAUGAGGACUCUAAACAGGGGGAAGCAAGGUCUUCACCUUUCUGUUUCUGUCAACUUGUCAUAUAUCCUUUUGGGGACCAAAAACUAAACAAAAGCAACUCAGUUUGUGUUGCCUGAUUGGAAAUCAUAAGCUCUGGCGUAGGCUGUGGCACAUAAUGUGUUGUUGUUAUAGAAAAGCUGAUCAUGUCAUGUCUCACAAACUUUGGGGGACCUUAAAGAAACAGAAUUAAGGCUCAAGUUAUCUAUAAUAUAAUCAAUUAAAAAUAAUGGAUGCAUGUAGAA